CCCCAAACACAUUUCAUAUCAUAUAACUAAAACAACAAAAGAAAGAAAAAAAAAAACAUGGUCCUUCCUCCUCUUCCAACAACAAAUUCUGUCUCUUUCUUUCAGUUUCUUGCUAUUAAGUGACCCCCUCUUCAUAAAAGGGUAAACUUUAGUUUCUUGAUUUUUAUUUUCUUGUUGAAUGGAUUUUGGGGGUUUGGAUAGUUGUGGAGGUGGGGUGAUUUGUUCAGAUAAUACUAGUAGUACUAUGUUUGUUGCCUCAGCUGAGACAAAGCAGAAAUGGUAUGGAUCUGGUGGAUUUAAUAAACAUGAAAGGUCCUCUGUUACUGAAGAUGAAUGGAAUAAGGAGAGUAAAUUAGCAAAGACAAGUGAUGAUUUUUCAUCUUCUAAAGCUACUAUGAUGUUUCAGCAGCUUCCAAUUUCUCAUGAGAAUCAGCAAAUGCUUAGCUUUUCUACACCCAACUCUCAAAAUCAUGUCACAAUGCCUUAUUAUAAUCAACACCCUACAAGUGCUUUUGCUAGAAACACUUCAGGCUAUGGUAGUGGAGCUUUGAAUGCUGGAAAUAUGCAUGGGCUAAUAGCAGGGGUGAAAGGGCCAUUCACUCCAUCACAAUGGAUGGAGCUGGAGCAUCAGGCCUUGAUCUACAAGUACAUCACUGCAAAUGUUCCAAUACCCCCUUAUCUCCUCAAUCCUAUAAGAAAAGCUCUUGAAUCUGCUGGUUUCACAACUUUUGCAGGCCUUAGACCCAAUGCUUUGGGAUGGGGUGCUUUCCAUCUAGGAUUCUCUAAUAGCAAUGAUCCAGAACCAGGAAGGUGUAGGAGAACAGAUGGUAAAAAAUGGAGGUGCUCAAGAGAUGCAGUUGCUGAUCAAAAGUAUUGUGAGCGACACAUGAACAGGGGCCGCCAUCGUUCAAGAAAGCCUGUGGAAGGACAAACUGGCAAUUCUGCCUCUGGAAACAACACCGCUGCUACUACUACUUCUGCCAAGCUGACAAACAUGUCAUCUGCAGCAUCAGCAGCUUUGGCUUCCGGAGGGGGCGCUGCUGCAUCGAACACUCUCAAUCUCUCUCAUCACAAUCAACUCUCCAACUUGCAGCCUGCUGGAACUAAUCUGUCCACAACAUCCCCUUAUCUUGAGAGGAGUUAUACAGCCAAGGAAAAUUUUGGUGAAAGGUAUUCGGAUACAAAAGGCUCUUCAGUUGUUUCACCAAGUGUUAAAGAGCCCCAAUAUUCAAACCAGAAGGAGCAGAAUCCCUAUGGAUUAACCUCCAGGGCCGAAUUCGGAUUAGUUUGUGCAGACUCUUUGAUCAAUCCCUUGAAUAAAAACUCUUCGCUAGUUAACUGCCGUGGCUAUGUCAAUUCAGAUGUCAGAGAUCAAGAAAGGAAAUCACAGCAUCAUCCACUUCGGCAGUUCAUGGACGAGUGGCCCAAAAACCAAUCUGAUCAAUCCAAUGUUUCAUGGCCAGACAUUGAUUUGCAGUCAGAUCCAACCCAGCUCUCCAUUUCUAUCCCUUUAGUCACAUCAGACUUCAUGUCUUCGACUUCCUCUCCUGCGAAUGACAAGCUCACGGCCUCACCACAUAGGUCUCGGGAACAUGAAGCAACUCAAAUGGGACUAGGCAUUGGUACCAUCAUCAGUGAACAUAACCAAAGACAAGGAAGUUGGAUUCCUAUAUCAUGGGAAUCUUCCUUGGGUGGACCUCUUGGAGAGGUCUUGCAUAGCACUAAUAGCAGCUCAGGCGAUUGCAAGAACAAGUCAGCUCUUAAUCUCAUGACCGAAGGAUGGGAUAGAAGCCCUCGGAUGGGAUCAUCACCAACCGGAGUCUUACAAAAGUCCUCCUUCGGUUCCCUUUCCAACAGCAGUGCAGGGAGCAGUCCUAGAGCAGAACACAGUUAGACAACGAACGAAGGCUCCAGUCUUUGUAAUGGCCUUCUUGGAACAACUCUUAUGAAUCCAACCCUACCUGCCAUGUAAUAUGUAAAACUAGGAAUAUGCUAUUUUGUAACUCAAGAAGUGAGCUAUUUCCCUUUUUCCCCUUAAUGCUCACACCCUUUGCCAAAUCUAGUAUGUACUCAAGAUAUUAAAUGACU
Messenger RNA from Solanum verrucosum, 2088 nucleotides. RefSeq names its product growth-regulating factor 1-like. Gene Ontology annotation, cellular component: nucleus. The coding region runs from base 179 to 1894 and encodes 571 amino acids. The transcript is spliced from 4 exons. The record is from RefSeq and is a predicted model, not a curated record. Lineage: Eukaryota; Viridiplantae; Streptophyta; Magnoliopsida; Solanales; Solanaceae. Gene Ontology annotation, biological process: developmental process; DNA-templated transcription; regulation of DNA-templated transcription. Gene Ontology annotation, molecular function: ATP binding.